Psammomys obesus (fat sand rat) is the source of this 6439-nucleotide messenger RNA. RefSeq names its product ubiquitin associated and SH3 domain containing B (gene Ubash3b). Gene Ontology annotation, cellular component: cytoplasm. The record is from RefSeq and is a predicted model, not a curated record. Gene Ontology annotation, biological process: regulation of osteoclast differentiation; negative regulation of bone resorption; collagen-activated tyrosine kinase receptor signaling pathway. The coding region runs from base 267 to 2183 and encodes 638 amino acids. Gene Ontology annotation, molecular function: protein tyrosine phosphatase activity; protein binding. The transcript has 14 exons. NCBI's taxonomy places the organism in Eukaryota, Metazoa, Chordata, Mammalia, Rodentia, Muridae.
CUUCAGGGAGGAGAAGCUGGGGCGCGGAGGACAGAAAAGGCUGCGGCGGCGCAGCUCUGGGAUUCCCGGGCCCCGCGGGUCGAGGUCGGACCCGCCGCAGCCGCCCGCCGGCGCCGAGCUCCGGUGGCCUCUCCAGGAAACGUCAGUCUCCGCCCGGGGAUCUGGGAGCACCGCCCCCUCCGACCUCCCGGGACCCCCGGCUCCGGCGCGCGGGCGAUGGGCGGCCGCUGAGCGGGCGCUUGGAACCGCGACCCCCAGUUCUCGGCAUGGCAGCGCGAGAAGAGCUGUACAGCAAAGUCACCCCGCGCCGGGACCGCCUGCAGCGCCCGGGCACGGUCAAGCAUGGGUCGGCGCUGGACGUGCUCCUGUCCAUGGGCUUCCCCCGCGCCCGCGCACAAAAAGCUCUGGCAUCCACAGGAGGAAGAAGUGUUCAAGCAGCAUGUGACUGGUUGUUCUCUCAUGUUGGUGACCCCUUCCUGGAUGACCCCCUGCCUCGGGAGUAUGUCCUCUACCUCCGCCCGACCGGUCCAUUAGCCCAGAAGCUCUCAGACUUCUGGCAGCAGUCCAAGCAGAUCUGUGGGAAGAACAAGGCCCACAACAUCUUCCCCCACAUCACCCUCUGCCAGUUCUUUAUGUGUGAGGACAGCAAGGUGGACGCACUGGGAGAAGCCCUACAGACGACUGUCAGUCGCUGGAAAUGCAAGUUCUCAGGCCCGCUGCCCCUGGAGCUCUACACGUCCUCCAACUUCAUUGGGCUCUUUGUCAAGGAAGACAGCGCAGAGGUCCUCAAGAAGUUUGCGGCUGAUUUCGCUGCGGAGGCUGCGUCUAAAACUGAAGUGCACGUGGAGCCUCAUAAGAAACAGCUGCACGUGACCCUGGCAUACCACUUCCAAGCCAGCCACCUGCCCACGCUAGAGAAGCUCGCCCAGAACAUCGAUGUGAAGCUGGGGUGCGAUUGGGUGGCCACCAUAUUCUCUCGGGAUAUCCGGUUCGCUAACCAUGAGACGUUACAGGUGAUCUACCCCUAUUCCCCUCAGAAUGAUGACGAGCUGGAGUUGGUCCCUGGGGAUUUCAUCUUCAUGUCUCCCAUGGAACAGACCAGCACCAGUGAGGGCUGGAUUUAUGGCACCUCGCUGACCACUGGCUGCUCGGGGCUGCUUCCUGAGAACUACAUCACCAAGGCUGAUGAGUGUAGCACCUGGAUCUUCCAUGGUUCUUACUCCAUCUUAAAUACGGUGUCCUCGAGCUCACUCACGUUUGGUGAUGGAGUAUUAGAGAGGCGGCAGUAUGAGGACCAAGGACUCGGGGAGACAACACCUCUCACUAUCAUCUGCCAGCCCAUGCAGCCCCUGAGGGUCAACAGCCAGCCUGGACCCCAGAAGCGAUGCCUCUUUGUAUGUCGGCAUGGGGAGAGGAUGGAUGUUGUAUUUGGGAAGUACUGGCUAUCCCAAUGCUUUGAUGCCAAAGGCCGCUAUAUUCGCACCAACCUGAACAUGCCUUAUAGCUUACCUCAGCGGAGCGGCGGUUUCCGGGACUAUGAGAAAGAUGCUCCAAUCACCGUGUUUGGGUGCAUGCAAGCAAGACUAGUGGGUGAAGCCUUGUUAGAAAGUAACACCAUUAUUGAUCACGUUUAUUGCUCUCCAUCCCUACGCUGCGUUCAGACUGCACAUAAUAUAUUGAAAGGUUUACAACAAGACAAUCACUUGAAGAUUCGGGUGGAGCCAGGCCUAUUUGAAUGGACAAAGUGGGUUGCUGGGAGCACGUUACCGGCAUGGAUACCUCCGUCAGAGUUAGCUGCAGCCAACCUGAGUGUUGAUACAACCUACAGACCUCACAUUCCAGUCAACAAAUUAGUGAUUUCGGAAUCCUAUGACACCUACAUCCACAGGAGUUUCCAGGUGACGAAAGAGAUCAUAAGCGAAUGUAAAAGUGAAGGAAAUAACAUCCUGAUUGUGGCCCACGCGUCUUCCCUCGAAGCAUGUACCUGUCAACUCCAGGGCCUAUCCCCUCAGAACUCCAAGGACUUUGUACAAAUGGUCCGGAAGAUCCCAUACCUAGGCUUUUGUUCCUGUGAAGAACUGGGAGAAACUGGAAUAUGGCAGCUGACAGACCCUCCCAUCCUUCCCCUGACUCAUGGACCCACUGGGGGCUUCAACUGGAGAGAGACUUUACUGCAAGAAUAAGCCGCCUCAGAGGUGGGAAGAACUGGCCUUUUGUGGAUGAGUCCUCAGGAUGUUCAGUGACUGUGGAAAAGCCCACACUGCGUUCAAAGGGGACAGCUCAGAAUCAGUUAGCAUACUUCUGUUCACGCUUCGGGGUCUUCCGGUGAGACUGUGUCGAUGAGAGAAAGGCAUGAUUCAGGGCGAGAAAAAACAAAAUUCAUCUUCUCUGGACUUGCCUAGCUAGGAAGGCUUUGGAGAACCGUCUUCCUAAGCUAGGUGCCUGCUGCAGCAGAGACUACCAUCCUCCUUCAGGCUAUGUAUGCAUGGCUAAAGAGCCUCACUCUUCUCCCCGAGAGCUGCCCGCACCCUCAAGAGGCAUGCAAGGGGAAGGUCUGUGUCUCGAAUCCAACUGGAGAUGGGGUAGUCUUCUGUACUCCGUUUGCAAGUUAGGCAGAGCCACACUGAGGAGUGCUUUGAUGGUUGUCAGCAACCAUAAGAAUAGUCCUCGGGUCACACAGCAGAUGCCGCAAGGACCCCCACUCUUCAUCCCGGCACCACCGCUUCGUCUCUAGAGCAGCCUGGCCCUUCAUACUUCUGUCUGUGAAACGGGGAGAAAAGUACUUGUGCUCUCCAAAGCACUUUGAGAUACUCAGGAGGAAUCAAGAAAAUGAGUGACGUAUCGGACGGGAGGUAUACCGACUUGCCGAACAUUAAUCAAGUUGAAACUGCCCCUGGGAUAGCCCGACGGACUGUGAAAUCCCUGAGUCUGUCUGAAUCAAGAUAUGUCUUUCUACCCAGGCAGUUAAGGAGAUUGACAUUUGGAAGGAUGUAGGUUUGAUUCAUUAUUUGGAUCAGGAAAAAAAAAACAAAACAAAACCUUCCUUCAGUGCAAUAGUAGAAACUAUACUGAGGGUUGUGUUGUACACAAACAGUCCACAUUACCUGUAGCAGAACGCCCACAGGUGAACCAGUUCUAGGUUGUCUGAGGAAGCCCAGGGACUAACAUGAAUGAUGACAGUCACAGCUGCACUGCUUCUCUUGCUGUCCUCUUUCUUUGCUUUUCUAUGGUAAUUUAAAACAAAACAGAUGGGAGGAAGAAGUACUUGAAGGAAGUUGGAGAGACACAGCCUAUCUGUGGACUCUCAUCACCCCUACUUCCCGUAUUUAGAGGGUGUGUAUUUAAAAGCAGAAUAAAUGACAAUCAAACCAAAACAUCACUUAUCAAUGCUUAUUUAAUUGUGUGGACAGCCGUUAGGGCCGCAGUCAGUAACCUGGUCUGAGGUAGUUCGUGAGUGUAGCGUGUGUGUGCAAAUCGAAAUCCCAGCCACUGAGAAGGAACACUGAUAUAAACCAAAUGCAUUCCUGUGCCCUGUAGUACCUGAGAUUGGAAUUUGAUAGCCCACCCCUGAAAAGAAGAGGAAGGGUCAAGGUUGCCGGCUACAUGUGAAUCAGCAAAGGGAUGACAUUUAUAGUUUUAAAGGCGCUUAGAGAAAUAGUCAUGAAUUUUACAUUUUAAUUAAAUAAGCUGUGAUUUUUUUUUUUUUUUCUGGUACUGAAAGAACACAGGCCCAACUCCUGGCACAGAUGUUACCCUGUGCUGACACAUUCAUUAUGUUUUAAGCUUAAAAUAUCCUGAAGGAAAAAGACUCCAAUUAAAAGCUUUAAAAGAAAAGUCACAUUACAGCCACUUUGAUGUUCCUGUCGCUCAUUCUUCUGGUAUUUGUGAGUCCUCGGUUCACUCAGAUCCAAAAUGAUUCACCACCAACUUCCCAGACUUGGUGCUCAGAAUAAGUCUUAAAUACUUUCCAUCAGAUUUCCUUGGCACUGUAAAGAAUGCUGUGGACAGUGUCUUUACUUGUAAAACACUUCAUCCUAGGUUCUCCUCCCUCUCGGUUGUCUUAGCCUUAAGUGUCCAAGUAAAUGAAUCACUUUGGUUGUGCCACAUUCCAUUGUCCUCAAUCCAAUAUAGACAGAGUUUUGGGCCAUUGUCUACAGAGCCAAAGAGGAUGGAAACUGAAGUAAGUUUCUGAAUAACUUGUGGAAAACUCUUUAGUACAGAAAAGUUUAAUUACCCGAAUUGCUUAUCAAAAUAUGCUGGAGGAUCUGAAGUCAAUGAACAUCUUAUUGCAUGGUUGCCUAUUAUGGGGAUAAGACUGGCAAGAAGGACGGGGGCAGCCUGACUUAACGUCUGUUUAGGGCAAUGUCCAUAUUACAGAGGUGAUGGGGGUGGGGUCGUUAGGCGCUUUCCAUCUUUAAACACAUUGGAGAUUGAGUCCAUCUAAGCAGUCCUUUGGGAAUCACGUCGGAUCUGUGUGCAGUGACGUCUGCUUCAUCAGAUUUCAUAUGCAUACAGAAGUUCUCGGCUGACAGCAGACUCUGAGCUGAUGCUAGCUCUUUUUGACCGGCAGCUCAUGCUAGCUCAAGUGAUAUCUGGGAGAAGGAAUGAGUCCCAAACAGGGCAGGAAGAUGAUAAUUUAAAAAAAUUUUUUUCACCAUGCCCCCACCCUUUUUCUGGUAAGUGUCGGGAAGGCAUCUGAAGUCUACCAGGGAAGAUUAAAUGAGUCAAAGGGUUUAGUGUGGGUUUGCAAGUCUAAACGGUGUCCUGUUUCACCAAAUGUGCACGUGCUCCAGCCUUGUUCCUAGGUAGGACUUCGUCCCUGUGGUUUUCUCUGUGGACUGUCUAGAAUAAUUGGUGCAUGUAAAUGCCCACGCUGGGGCUGUCCUUUUCCCAGGCUUUCCUCACCACCACCACUGCUGGGCUGUGAGGAGCCCUGUACCUCACCCCAGAGUGACAAUAGCAUUCAGAUGACUGUGCUUCUAUCCCUCUGCAUUCGGAGUCAUCCAGUCUGAAUGGCUGAUGAAGUAGCCUUCUGAUGGCUGAAAGAGGGUGUUAUUUUUCACCCUGUAAUGAAAGGCUUGGGAGACCCUACUUUUUUAUUUUAACUAUACUUUAACCAAAGAAUUAUUUUAACGUAGCCGUAUAUUUGAAAGAUGAUUUUACAAAAUAUAAAUGAAUAAAUAAAGAAAAAUAUGAAGCAUGUCUUCUGGAGCCAUAUGGCUUUUAGUAAGUACCGCUGUUGAUCAUUUUCUUGCCACUUUUGUUUGGAAUAAACAUAGAUGGUCUUCCUGCCCUGUAUGUGUCUCCUCCACUCUGCAAGUUGUAUCCCUGUGAAAAUGAAGUCCCUUAUUUCAGUUAUCUGAUGCCAUGGGGCACUCACGGAAGGGCAGCAGGAAGAGAAGGUCCUGUCUCGCUGCCUUUGUAGAAAGCCUUGUUUCUGUGCUCCAAGAACAGCAUUCCUCCGUAACCUAGGCACUUGGUUUAAUUUCAAAGCAGUGAUGAAUUGCUCUUUUGAAUCUACUCUCUGUAUAUUCAUGUGUUAGAAUACAGAUGAGCCUCCCUCUAAGCUUCACAGGCAUCGGCAGUGUCAACUGUACCAAAUCUGCACAAAGUUGGAUAAUGAGGCUCCUGGAGAUUUGCAUUUAAAUUGUUAUCUGGCACAUGCAAGUGAGGAGAAAAAAAGAGGGGUCUAGUCUCGUGAGCCUGUGCUGCCUCAGGGAUAAGACUGGCAAGAAGGACAGGGGGCAGCCUGACUUAAUGUCUGUUUAGGGCAAUGUCCAUGUUACGGAGGUGAUGGGGGUGGGGUUGUUAGGCGCUUUCCAUCUUUAAACACAUGACUAAAAUUGGAUUUGCUUUACCAUUGAUUUCUGGGAAGGUGGCCGUAGGCAUUGCCUUUCAACACAAAGGAAAGAGCUGCUCUGUCACAUACAGUAUUUCUGUGUGUAGCUUGAAGACGUAGAGUCAUUAGUAGUCAAACACUAUAUGGUCAGCCCCCACAAAUAUUUGCCCGGUAGUCCUUAGCCGCUAUUACUUGCACAGAAAAAAGUGCAGCUGUUCAACUGUUUGUGUACAGGAUCUGUGUGCAAAAUGAAAACAAUGUACACUGGUUCUUCGGUUGCCGCUAAGAUGGGAACAGCAUCCCAGAGCCUUUGAGCUUUGCAUAUACCACUCUGAGCAUGUCAGUUUCUUUCUCACAUAUGAGACUUUUGUGUCAUGCUUUUUUUUUCCUAUCUGAUUUGAGUGUAUUUAUUUGGGGGGGGGGGGAGCUUGUAAUUAUAAAAAUAGAAAACUGCACCUAGCCAUACUGCCAAAUUCCUUGUAAGCUUUGCUGGCUGAGAAGCUGAUCUUCUGGACAAAGCUAGGACCAUAUCCACUGAAAUGGUUCUUAGAUGACUUAAUAAAAAGAAACUGUGUCCUCAGCCGACCUAGAGCAGAUUAA